Sarcophilus harrisii (Tasmanian devil) is the source of this 1646-nucleotide messenger RNA. RefSeq lists its product as uncharacterized. NCBI's taxonomy places the organism in Eukaryota, Metazoa, Chordata, Mammalia, Dasyuromorphia, Dasyuridae. The record is from RefSeq and is a predicted model, not a curated record. The transcript is spliced from 16 exons. Bases 87 to 1514 code for a protein of 475 amino acids.
UUCUGUGAGGAAGUGGUCUAAACUGGUUUUUCUUUUUCACACACUGUGUGAUUGGAUAACAGGCAGAUCACCAGGGAUUUUCAAGAAUGGAACAUGGAAACAAGGGGAUAGCCCAAAGUACCACAGAAGAAACAAAUAACAGCAAGAAAGAACAAUCCCCUGACCAAGCAGUUACACAACAGGAGAUGUUACUAAUCUUAUCAAUGCCACAGGUUACUGGCAUGAGGAUACCAACAGGGAAUAUCGAGAGAGAGUCCCAAUUACAUGCAGAGGACAAAUGUCCUUUCUCUUUGGAGAUUGGAUUGAUGACUGGAUCACAGAGUGAUAGAGAGAUAGGGAGUGGUGACAACAUGAAAGGAAGCUCAAGUCUCAGCUCAAGCCAGGAAUCAAAUCCUCAGUUAUCUAUAUCUGAAUUAAAAACUCAGGACCUCAAAGAAGAAGCCCAAAAGAGCAAGGAGGAAGAAAUCUCUAUCCAAACAGAAUCACGCUUAGAAUUGUCAUUGUUCCUACCAAUGCAUACAAUUAUUGGGAAGAUGACAUCACGAGGGAUUGUGAGGGCAGUCCCAUACUCCAAAUGUAUGCUUUUUCCUGUGAUUCCUGGAUGUUGUUCUGGGCUACAGAGUGACACAGAAAAAGGGAGUGGUGAUACACUUCAGAUUGCCGCAAGCUCUCUUGACAAUACAAUAAAAAGCAAAGAAAAUGAUAACAUCGAAGAGGGGAAAAAAACCCUCUGUGAAGAAUCAGUGAUACUGACUUUUGACCCAGUGACUGAAAUAGAACCUAAGAAGGAAAUCGAGACUUGUGCUACUCAAACAGAGGAAGUAUCUACUCCACUAGUUUCUCAUAAAGCAGUACAGAUCCCUGAAGAGGCCACUCUGAAAUCCCAAGACCCAAGAAAUGAAUUACAAAGCCUAGAUCCCUUUUGGUCUAUUCCAAACUUGAGACAUAGAGGACCAUGUCAACAGGCCAAAGAAGAGACAUAUGGACCUUCAGGAACAUCUGGAUCAGAAGAGAUAGACAGUACAGUCUUGACCCAGAGGAGAGAGAGAAAGUCACUCUUGAAGGGAGAAAACUGCAAUACAGGAGACAUUCCCAAAAGUCAAAGUGAGGAGGUCAUUGGAGCAGCAAGUAAAAAUCUUUCUCCAGAUGAGAAGAGGAGGAAUUUGUCAGCACAUGAUUUAGUGAGAUUCGGUUCCAGGACCCUAGUGGGAGCUAGAAUAGCAAGGGAGGAAGACAUGGGAGCAGUUCGAGCCAAGAAAGAAAAAGAGAAUAAAGCUAUUAUUUUAACACACAACUUGGUGAGAUUCAGCUCAAGAACCAUAGUAGGGGCCAUAAAGGCAUCAGCUGUCACUGAAUGGGAAGAGGUAUCUGAAACCCAAGAUGAGAAGAAGAAUAUUUCUCCCUUCAUGAACCUGAAGAAAAGUUGGAAUCAUGUAUCCGAUGGAGAUGAAUCUGAUGACCCACUGGUGGAGGUGCUCAUAGGUUUUUCCCUUGGGAAUUCCCUUGGGAUAUGAAAGUAAACUCAGAUUCUAAAGAGAAGAAUAAACUUCCAAUACACAACAGUCCUAACAUGGGGGAAAAGAUCUCAGUUAUAAAUAUAGCUAUGAAUAAAUGUUGUGUAUGUGAUUAUUCUCUAGCAAGUGAUA